AUUAAAAGACAUACACACAAUGAAAAUUCCUUUAAGUUUACUUAUUUUCUUUUUACUUGUAACCAAGAGUUACCAAAAAAACCCAUGGGAUGGCUUUGGUUUGGCACUCAUAUGGCCCCCAGGCUAUUGUGCUUCCAUUGGUGACCGUUGCGAAGAGAGUAAGGUGAAAUCUGAUUUCACCAUCCAUGGUCUAUGGCCAUUUGCCAACUCCGGAGCAAAGCUUCGGCCUGGACGAAAUUCAAAAACAUAUCAGCCAAUUCCAAAGAAUUCUCCGCUCUUCAAUCCACUCACUGCAAAUUGGCCUAGUAUUGAAAAAAACAAACCUGAUGAUGGUUUUUGGGCACACGAGUGGAAUGACCAUGGCAGGGCUUCCUUUACCCUCUUCAAUCAACCUCAAUACUUCACUAAAGCAUUGGAUCUGUUGCACAGGAACAAUAUCACGCGUGUUUUACAAAAUGGUGGAAUUGCUCGUGGUCGCCAGUACAGGGAUACCCAGAUUCUUGACGCAAUCCGUCGUGCUUUAAAUGUGAAUGUCAAAAUUCAAUGCAAAGAAAAGUACCUCGUCGAGGUUAGAAUCUGCUUUGAUCAAGCUGCAAAAGCCAUGAUCAACUGUAACACCAAAGGCAUCACAGGACAAUGCCCAAAAAGUUUUACCUUCAAAUCUUUGCCAGCUUACAGGGUUUUGAAUGUUUGGGAUUUUGGAAAAUAAUAAAUAAAUGUUGGAUGGGUUACUAGUUGAUAUUGUUAGGGAGGAUUUGAUGAAUGUAUAUAGUUUGCUUUAACGUACACGGUACAAAAUAACAUCAUAUAUGCAUCAUAUCCUCUCUAACAAAUUAACUAGUAACCCAUCCAACAUUUAUUUAUUAUUUUCUAAAAUCCCAA
Messenger RNA from Ipomoea nil (Japanese morning glory), 882 nucleotides. RefSeq names its product ribonuclease S-2-like. The record is from RefSeq and is a predicted model, not a curated record. The transcript has 3 exons. Gene Ontology annotation, molecular function: ribonuclease T2 activity; RNA binding. Bases 20 to 709 code for a protein of 229 amino acids. Gene Ontology annotation, biological process: RNA catabolic process. Gene Ontology annotation, cellular component: extracellular region. Lineage: Eukaryota; Viridiplantae; Streptophyta; Magnoliopsida; Solanales; Convolvulaceae.